UAGGGAAUGGUCACAGCAUCUCUCAUAGUUCAGUACUUCCAAAGUCAGCUGAAGGCAGGAGGAAGUGCUAGAGAGCCCCCUUCAGCCUGUCCUGACGUUUAUGAACUUGGCUUGCUAGAAGGCUCAAGAUGAUGGCAGGAAUGAAAAUCCAGCUGGUGUGCAUGAUACUCCUGGCUUUCAGCUCCUGGAGUCUGUGCUCAGAUUCAGAAGAGGAGAUGAAAGCGUUAGAAACAGAUUUAUUGACCAAUAUGCAUACAUCAAAGAUCAGUAAGGCAAGUGUUCCCUCUUGGAAAAUGAGCCUGCUGAAUGUCUGCAGUCUUAUAAAUAACCUGAACAGCCAAGCUGAGGAAACAGGAGAGUUUCAUGAGGAGGAGCUUAUUACAAGAAGGAAAUUUCCUGCUGCCUUAGAUGGCUUUAGCUUGGAAGCAAUGUUGACGAUACACCAGCUCCGAAAAAUCUGUCACAGCAGGGCCUUUCAACAUUGGGAGUUGAUUCAGGAAGACAUUCUUGAUGCUGGAAAUGACAAAAAUGAAAAGGAAGAAGUGAUAAAGAGAAAAAUUCCUUACAUUCUGAAACGGCAGCUCUAUGAAAAUAAACCCAGAAGACCCUACAUACUCAAAAGAGGUUCUUACUACUACUGAGAGGAUAAAUACUUUAUUUACAUGUGAUUGUGAUUUCUUUUAAUGAAAUAUCAAAUUAUAUUUGUGUGGAAAUGUGACAGCACAAUCGUUUUGUCUCUUCUACAGUUGUGGUUUAUUAGAUGUGAUUUUUUUCCCACAUUACUAUAAAUUGGACUAAAUGUUUUAAAAUAAAUCUAGAUCUUGAGCAUGAA
This is a messenger RNA of Dama dama (fallow deer), 832 nucleotides long. RefSeq names its product neurotensin (gene NTS). The coding region runs from base 129 to 641 and encodes 170 amino acids. The transcript has 4 exons. The record is from RefSeq and is a predicted model, not a curated record. Lineage: Eukaryota; Metazoa; Chordata; Mammalia; Artiodactyla; Cervidae. Gene Ontology annotation, cellular component: extracellular region; axon terminus. Gene Ontology annotation, molecular function: neuropeptide hormone activity.